AUGAUAUAUAACCCUUCCGAUGAAUAUGACCUCAUGGUGGCCCAGAACUUGGGGUUGGGCCAGCUCUUGCACAACCAAGUCCUGCGAACCCCCGAUGCCGUUGCAGUGGUCGACGGCCCUUUGAGCCUAACCUACCAUGAACUCCAUAUCAAAUCCCUCGAUAUCGCCAAUGAGCUUCAAAAAAAUCGCAACUUUGUCCGAGAAGAGCCGGUGGGCAUUGUUGUGCGCCACGGCAUUUGGGACGUCGUUGCCCAGAUCGCGAUCAUCUAUGCGGGUGGCACUUGUGCAACUAUGGAUCCCACGCUUCCUGCAAGUCAAAUCCAAGCUCGUCUUCAACGCGUGCGCGCUCAAUGUGUCCUGGUGGACACUGCCAAUUCAUACCACACCGAGCUUCAAUUCUCCUUCCGCCAGAUUAUUGUGAACACUCAGCAACACCCACCGUCUACAUUUGAGGUUUCGACAACUUUGGCACAACAAACAACGGAAAUAAACAUCGACUCUCCGCUUCCUACUCUCACUGAUAUCGAGCACCGAUCGCAUAUCAUACAUACGUCAGGAACAACAAGCGAACCCAAGGCGGUUGAGAUAGUUACCCGCUCCGUUCUGGAGGUGGUGUAUCAUGCACCGUUCGAGCCUCUGCACUCAACGGAUGUUGUUGCACACGUCAACAACACCACCUUUGAUGUGGCUCUCUUUGACAUCUGGGCUCCUUUGCUUCGAGGUGCUCGAAUUGCUGUACUUCCCAAGACAGUGCUCCUGGAUAUGCCAGUUAUGGCAGAGCAGAUAGACAAACUGGGAAUCACCGUCAUGGCCACAACUACAGCGUUGCUCAAUCUGGCGGCGACCACAUUCCCCCAAGCCUUUGCGAAACUGCGCAUGUGUUGGAUCGGUGGCGAGGCGGCGAAUAUGAAGGCUGUAAAGCAAAUUUUCGAUCAUGGUCCCCCAGAAAUUCUGAUCAACGCCUAUGGACCCACUGAGUGCUGUGUUCUUUGCCUCGCUCAUCAGAUCACGAUUGAUGAUGUCAAUGCUGGAAGAGUCAGCAUCGGCAAGCCAAUCGGAAAAACGACAGCAUAUAUAUGCUCUCCUGAGACUGGCGAGGCUGUAGCUGACGGCGAACCAGGGGAACUUUGGAUCGCUGGCCCUGGAGUCUCUUCUGGGUAUUUGAACCAAACCGAGAAAAACUCUAAAGCCUUCGUGUAUGUAGAUAUGGUUGGCAACGAUGGUACAGCAAUCCAGCUCCGCAUGUAUCGCACCGGUGACCUGGUUCGACGAUCACCAGAGAAUGGGCAGAUUGAUUUCCUCGGCCGGGCGGACAAUCAAGUCAAGAUCCGUGGAUAUCGAAUCGAGCUGGAAGCUGUGGAGGCAGCUCUCAGGAAAACAGGACAGUUUUCUGAUGUUGCAGCUCUCAAAGUCGACGCGUCCCAAGACGGAGCCAGCUCAUUGCUCGCUGCGUAUGCGGUUCCCGUCUCACCCGAGCUCGUGUCGAUUCAACAGGCAACCGAUGUGAUGCGGAGUCUUCUGCCAGAGUAUAUGGUCCCUCGGAUUGAGCUUAUCGAACGGAUGCCCUUGAACUCACAUGCCAAGGUUGACCGCAAGCAAUUGGCAGAUCAUUAUCGCCAACGGUGGAAUGAGCGGAAACCUACACAAACUGUCGCCGAAUCCAAUCUCAAUUUUCCAGCGGGUGAGGAUGUCAAGGCCAGCAGCACUCGCAACCGCUUGGAAGGUCUUUGGGCCAACAUUCUGGGCUCACCAGAUGCCAGUAUCUAUCGUGAUUCUGACCAUUUCUUUGAGCUGGGAGGCACCUCCCUGCAAGCGUCGCUUCUGAUAAGUCAGAUCCGUGCCGUGUUUAAGUGCGAAAUCUCUUUGUUGGCACUAUAUGAUAACCCUACCCUGAGCGCUCUGUCUGCCACAAUCGACAAAGCACAGGUGAAGGCCCUGACAGCUGUUCGAAAUGAGCGUGAUAUUUGGGUUGCCGAUACGUAUAUUGCAGAUCAUCUGGCCAUCCCUGUGUCGGCGCGGGUUGUGGACUGGCGCCGAGAUACUGAGGGCCGGGUUUUCCUCACCGGUGCGACUGGAUUUGUCGGCGCAUUCAUGCUCGUCGAUUUGCUCAAGAUGAAGGAGGUUCGCCAAGUUGGUUGUCUCGUUCGGGCAUCAAGCCCUGCUGUUGGGCUACAGCGAAUUAAGGCUGGCAUGGAGAAGUAUGGACUUUGGGAGGAUCACUUCCAAGACAAACUGCUAGCACUGCCUGGACUGUUGGAGGAGCCAUGCUUGGGCUUGGGUGCUGAGCGAUUUGAAGAAAUUGCGAACUGGGCGAGUGUAAUCUUCCACCUCGGUGCUCGCGUCAACUACACCCAGCCCUACUCGUUGCAUCGCCCAGCCAAUACCCUCGGCACGCUCCAUAUAAUGAAGCUUGCCAUCACUGGUCGUCUGAAGGCAAUGCACUAUGUCUCUAGUAUCUCGUGUUUUGGCCCAACAGGAAUGUUCGUUGGGACUCAACGGGUAUUGGAGGAUGAAUGUUUGAUGAAGCAUUUGGAUGCCUUGCCGUACGAUCACGGCUAUGCACAGAGCCAAUGGGUUGUGGAGCAACUCCUGCGUCGAUUGAUUGAACGGGGAUUCCCAAUUGCAGUUUACCGCCCUGGCUUUAUUACUGGACACAGUCAGACGGGAGUCUGCAAUCCAGACGAUUUUUUCAGUCGACUGAUACUGGCCUGUGAGCAGAUGGGCUGUUAUCCUCGAUUGCCAAACCAGCGGAAGGAGUUUGUACCCGUCGACUAUGUCAACGCCAUCAUUUUGCAAGUAGCCAAAUUGUCCUCCUCACCGUCCAUGACCAGCCAAUUGCUUGGACAUGCGUAUCAUAUCGUCCCUCCGAGCCCAGAUGUAUCUAUUGACAUGGAUGAUACUAUGGAACUUGUUGGUCACGCUACCGAUACGGGGCCUAUCAUCGGAGUUGGCUACCAAGACUGGAUUGAGAACCUGGCCACCGCACCACCGCUGCCUCUGCAGCCGUUGCAGCCUAUGCUUGCUGAAAUCGUCUACAAGGGAAUGACCCGGUGGGAGCUAUAUGAGAACAUGCCAAUCUACGACCAAACGAAUGUUGAGCAGGCCUUGGCAAUGACUGCCCCUCAGUUCCCUGCGCUGGAUGGGACAUUAAUGGCUAAGUACAUGCAUCAUUUGAAGAUGUCCGCUUGA
Molecule: messenger RNA, 3189 nt
Organism: Penicillium maclennaniae
Lineage: Eukaryota; Fungi; Ascomycota; Eurotiomycetes; Eurotiales; Aspergillaceae
Product: non-ribosomal peptide synthetase
Exons: 1
Coding region: 1-3189 (1062 amino acids)
Molecular function (GO): phosphopantetheine binding
Source: RefSeq, a predicted model, not a curated record